Symbiodinium natans is the source of this 549-nucleotide messenger RNA. Lineage: Eukaryota; Dinophyceae; Suessiales; Symbiodiniaceae. The record is from the annotation of a GenBank genome assembly.
AUGCCCAUGGAGGAGUUCAUGGAGCUGCCCGGUAAGGGUGCUGAUGCAGCUGCUGCAGAGAGUGUAGUCUUGAACGGCUUCUGCGAUGCCUCUGAGGCACAAGCAGACGAGCUCGUGGAUGCUGUGUGGCAGAACCGAGCCAGGGACGUGGAGCGCAUUUUAUCGAGGCCUCAGGAUCCCAACUUGACCGCGGCCUGGGGUUGGACGCCUUUGCUCCGGGCGUCGGUCGAAGGACACCUAGAUGUGGCACGGCUAUUGCUGGAGGCCGCGUCCGCUGUGGACAAGACGCUGCCGAAUGGCACCAGCCCGCUCCUGGCAGCAUGUGAGAUGGGUCACCGGGACCUGGCUCGGAUGCUACUGGAGUCCCACGCGGAUGUGAACAAUGCCCUUCUGAGUGGUGAGACCCCUCUGUUCAUGGCAGCUCAGAAUGGCGCGAACAACGCGGAUGAGGUGACGCUGAUGCCCAUAGCCAAGAAGCCGCAGGCCCCUCAUAUGAGCUGGCGGGUUUCGCUGUGGAGUCCUAAGUGCAUAGUCAUACAAUACCAGUAG